Helicoverpa zea (corn earworm) is the source of this 1187-nucleotide messenger RNA. RefSeq lists its product as uncharacterized. The transcript has 8 exons. Bases 157 to 1116 code for a protein of 319 amino acids. Lineage: Eukaryota; Metazoa; Arthropoda; Insecta; Lepidoptera; Noctuidae. The record is from RefSeq and is a predicted model, not a curated record.
UUUAUAGAUUGCUAAAAAAAUAUUUAUUUAAUUUAAAUUGUUGUUUUAAAAUCUUACUAUUCUGUUCGUACGUUGUGUUAGUGAGAGUGAUGAGACAAUAGUAAUUUCAACAGAUACCAGUUCGCUUAUUCCUAGAACCAACAUCAAAUCGUUAAAAUGAAAAUAAACAUAGUAAAUCCUGAUUUAAAUGAACUGGGCUACGUUAUAGCUAUUGCAAACAUAAAAGACAAGCAUGAUACAUCCGCACCAUCGGAUUACCAUUGGAAAAUACUGAAAUGCAGAAUGAUCAUCUUCUCCAAUUCAUCAAUAUUGGCUUGUCCUGACAAGAAUGAUGUUAAACAAGUUCAUAUAAUUUUUAAUAAGGCAGGGGACGAUUACGAUAAAUUAAUUUCGUUAUUCGUAAAGUUUUCGCUAAUUCAGAAUGGUGGCAUAAGAUCGGCUACUCCAGAGACAUACCAGAAAUGUUUUCAUUACACCAUGACUGCCAGAAUUGCACCUGUGUGGAAUACAUUGCAAGAUAAUUACCUCAUUAAUAAUAGAGAUUUUCUGGUUACAAGAGGACCUCAAGAAGCAGUUAAAUAUUGUAUUGUCGUUAACGACACCUUCACCGUUAUUGAAGUUGAUGCCGUUAAAAUAAAUUUAAUGUUAACUGAAGAAGAAUUUCUACCCGGGGAAUGGAUAAGGGUACUGCCAAGCUUGAACAAGGCUAUCGUCGAAGAUAGUUAUAAGGAUUUUCCUCAGGGGUCAAAAUUCAAAUCCUAUAAAAAUUUGCGUCGCCACUGGAAAAAUAUACAUGGAUAUCGACUACCCGAAAAUGAAUCUGCUUACUACUCGAUCCAAUUUUGGCGCGGAGAACCUUUGCUUUAUCCAAAACAAUGCGUUUUGAGAAAUUUUCCUAUUGUUAUACCGACAUCACAGCCGUUAGAAAAACUAAUAAUAUCAAGAUUUGUAACUUGUCUUAUGAGCAAGAUGGCCAAUGUUCUCGGUACGAAACUGAUAUUUAAACUUGAUAUACAGCCAGAAGACAGUAAAUCUCUUGCUCCAAAAGAUUGUCUUCUAGAAACACAAGCUGUAAGCCUCUGCACACCUACUCAAUAUUCUAGAAGUCAGAAAUGAACCAGAAGCCCUAAUUUUAUUAUUACGUUCUGAUACUUUUUUGCAAUAAAAAGCAAAUUAUAUUAAUUAAA